Messenger RNA from Nerophis ophidion (straightnose pipefish), 1744 nucleotides. Its product is annotated as olfactory receptor 1E16-like. The transcript has a single exon. Gene Ontology annotation, molecular function: olfactory receptor activity; G protein-coupled receptor activity. Lineage: Eukaryota; Metazoa; Chordata; Actinopteri; Syngnathiformes; Syngnathidae. The record is from RefSeq and is a predicted model, not a curated record. The coding region runs from base 114 to 1100 and encodes 328 amino acids. Gene Ontology annotation, cellular component: membrane. Gene Ontology annotation, biological process: G protein-coupled receptor signaling pathway.
CGUACCCCGGGAGCCGACAGGUUGUUUGUUUCCCCCCGAGUGGGCGUGGCCAAGAAGGAGCAGGUCACAGGGAGGCCUCUUAUUGGCCGGCGAGGCCACAGAGGCCGGGGGACAUGAGCCUGUUCAACCCCGCCGCCGACGAGAACGUGUCGCUGGUGCGCCCCGACUACUUCGUCAUCAGCGGGCUGUCGGGCGUCCGCCACAUCCAGCUCUACUACGUCUUCCUCUUCCUGCUCUACCUGCUCUCGCUGCUGGGCAACGGCGCCGUCAUGGCCGUCAUCUGCCUGGACCGGGGGCUGCGCACGCCCAAGUACGUGGCGGUCUUCAACCUGGCCCUGGUGGACCUGCUGGGCAGCUCGGCGCUGGUGCCCAAGCUGCUGGACAUCUUCCUGCUGGGCCACCGCCGCAUCGCGUACGGCGAGUGCCUGGCGUUCCUCUUCUUCUGCUACACCUGCCUGUGCAUGCAGUCCUUCAACCUGCUGGCGCUGGCCUACGACCGCCUGCUGGCCAUCACCUUCCCGCUGCACUACCAGGUGCGCAUGACCCACCGCCUCAUGCGGACGCUCAUCGCCGCCUCCUGGCUGCUGACGGUGGUGCUGGUGCUGGUGGCGGUGGGCCUGCUGACCCGGCUGUCCUUCUGCCGCUCGCUGGUCAUCAACAGCUACUUCUGCGACCACGGCCAGAUGUACCGGCUGGCGUGCAACAGCCACUUCCCCAGCUACAUGGUCAGCUGCGUCUACCCCGUGGUGAUCUUCUGGCUGCCGCUGGCCUUCAUCCUGCUCAGCUACGUCUCCAUCGGCUGCGCCCUGGCCAAGGUGGCCUCCGCGCCGGAGCGCCUGAAGGCCUUCAAGACCUGCGUGGCGCACCUGUCGCUGGUGGCCAUCUACUUCGUGCCGAUGCUGGUCACCUUCACGCUCAUGGAGAACAUCCACCCCCACGCCAGGAUCAUCAACCUGUCGCUCACCUCCGUCUUCCCGCCCGCCUUCAACCCCAUCAUCUACACGCUGCAGACGCAGGAGAUCAAGGAGUCGCUCAAGAAGCUGCUCGCCGGACGCCGCCGGGGCAAGGUGGCCGUCGGCAGGCACGCCGACGUCUGCUGAGCAAAAUGUCGCUUUGCUCCGCCAGAUUUUUACGCUUCAAAAAAUGCCAAAUUCUAACAGAGCUAACUGAAUUUCUCCUGUUCCAUUUUGGGACACCUAUCAUCUAUCUCGAAAGUAUAUUAAAGUUUCAUGAUUGCAGGCAAUACCUUGUGAUUAUUAUCACAUUUUAAUCUUGACUCCAUGACAGGACAAGCAGAUGAAGAACUGUCUCUUAUUUUAGGACGCUUUCAAAACUAACUUUAUGAUUUUUUUAAUAUGAAAAAGAAAAAGUACAACAAAAUAAGCUUGAAAUCAGACACUGUUAGGCACAAAAGUGCUUUGCUCCACUAGGUUUUAUGCUUUCAAAAAUGGCAGCGGAAUUUUCCAGUCCAAAUUCUAACAAAGCUUGCUGAAUUUUCUGGGGUUCCAUUUUGGGACACCUAUCAUCUAUCUCGAAAGUAUAUUACAGUUGAAUGAUUGCAGGCGAUACCUUAUGAUUAUUAUCACAUUUUAAUUUUGACUCCAUGACAGGACAAGCAGAUGAAGAACUGUCUCUUAUUUCGGGAUGCUUUCAAAACUAACUUUAUGAUUUUUUUUAAUAUGAAAAAGAAAAGGUACAACAAAAUAAGCUUGAAAUCAGACACUGUUAGGCACAAAAGUGCUUU